Sardina pilchardus (European sardine) is the source of this 2451-nucleotide messenger RNA. RefSeq names its product pyruvate kinase L/R (gene pklr). NCBI's taxonomy places the organism in Eukaryota, Metazoa, Chordata, Actinopteri, Clupeiformes, Clupeidae. Gene Ontology annotation, cellular component: cytoplasm. Gene Ontology annotation, molecular function: pyruvate kinase activity; potassium ion binding; magnesium ion binding. The record is from RefSeq and is a predicted model, not a curated record. Bases 220 to 1875 code for a protein of 551 amino acids. The transcript is spliced from 11 exons. Gene Ontology annotation, biological process: glycolytic process.
UUACAGAGGGGAAUGAAUGAAAGGUCCGAGGCACAGAUCGAACACAAGCUGGAAAAAAAGAGAAGAAAAAAGCGAUAGGCAGGUGAACAGACUCAGAGCGCUGAGAUUAGCGUUAGCGUGUGGGUCGAUACUGAGCCGCAGCAGCACAGAGCACUGCAGGGAGUCCCAGCCCAGCACCACAGCAGUCAACUCGCAUUAACUCACGCACAGCAAGUCAGCAUGGAGGGCCGGUCUGGACACUCUCUGCUGCCUCCGUCUCUGACCGCUCGGAUCCGCCGGUACUCGGACGCCAUGGCGCUGCCCGACUCCUUCAUCCAGAAGCAGCAGCUGGACGCCUCCAUGGCCGACACCUUCCUGGAGCACCUGUGCCUGCUGGACAUCGACCAGGAGCCAAUCAUAGCCCGCAACACUAGCAUCAUCUGCACCAUCGGUCCAGCGUCUCGGUCGGUGGUGAAGCUGAAGGAGAUGGUGAAGGCCGGCAUGAACAUCGCUCGCCUCAACUUUUCCCAUGGCUCACAUGAGUACCACGGCGAGACGAUACAGAACAUCCGUGAGGCCGUGGAGUCGAUGACCACGGACCCCCUCUACUACCGACCCGUGGCCAUCGCCUUGGACACCAAGGGCCCAGAGAUCCGCACGGGGCUCGUGCGAGGGCGAGCAGAAGAGGAGGUGGAGCUGGUGCGAGGAGCAACGGUUCGUGUGGUAACCAAGGAAACGGAGCAUGACAAGACAGACGGUUCGGUGAUCUGGGUAGACUAUCCCAGCCUGCCCAAAGUCAUCAAGAGGGGAGGGAGGAUCUACAUUGACGAUGGGCUCAUCGCUCUCAAAGCACUGGAGAUAGGUGAGGACUGGGUGGAGACGCGCGUGGAGAACGGCGGCACGUUGGGCAGCAGGAAGGGUGUGAACCUGCCGGGGGCGGAGCUUAUCCAGCUGCCGGCGGUGAGCGAGCGCGACCGCGCUGACCUGCAGUUCGGGGUGCAGCAGGGCGUGGACAUGGUGUUCGCCUCCUUCAUCCGCUCCGCCAACGACGUGCGCGCCGUGAGAGACGCCCUCGGACCCAAGGGCAAGAACAUCAAGAUCAUCAGCAAAGUGGAGAGCCGGCAGGGAGUCCAGAAUUUUGAGGAGAUUCUGAAAGAGACUGAUGGGGUGAUGGUUGCCCGCGGCGACCUUGGCAUUGAGAUCCCUGCAGAGAAAGUCUUCAUCGCCCAGAAGAUGAUGAUUGGACGCUGCAACUCGGCAGGGAAGCCCGUCAUUUGUGCCACACAGAUGCUGGAGAGCAUGGUGUCCCACGCGAGGCCCACGCGCGCGGAGAGCAGUGAUGUGGCGAACGCCGUGCUGGACGGAGCCGACUGCGUCAUGCUGUCCGGCGAGACCGCCAAGGGACACUUCCCCGUGGAGGCAGUGGCCAUGAUGCACUCGAUCUGCAGGGAGGCGGAGGCGGCCAUCUUCCACCAGCAGCUGUUUGAGGAGCUGCGUCGGUUGACCCCGCUGUCGUCUGACCCAACGGAGGUGACGGCCAUCGGCGCGGUGGAGUCCUCCUUCAAGUGCUGCGCCGGCGCCAUCAUCGUCCUCACCACCACCGGCAGGUCGGCCCAGUUGCUGUCCCGGUACCGGCCGCGGUGCCCGAUCAUCAUGGUGACGCGUAACGCCCAAGUGGCACGCCAGUCUCAGCUGCUGAGGGGCGUGUUUCCUGCCCUCUUCCGCCCCGACAUGGGCCCCGUCUGGGCAGAGGACGUGGACCUACGCGUCACUUUUGGCACGGACAUUGGUAAAGCACGUGGCUUCUUUAAGCCGGGGGACAUGGUGAUUAUUGUGACCGGCUGGAGCCCAGGCUCAGGACACACCAACAUCAUGCGUGCGGUCACUGUGCAGUGACCUGGAGAGGACCUGAUGGAGACCUACAUAAGCGAGACCUUAGCCAGACCUAACCGAGACCGCAGUGAGACCUGACCCAGAUCUUAGUGAGACCUAACUGAGGCUUUAGUGAGACCUGACCCAGAUCUUAGUGAGACCUAACCGAGACUUUAGUGAGACCUGACCCAGAUCUUAGUGAGACCUAACUGAGGCUUUAGUGAGACCUGACCGAGACUUAAACGAAGAUAUGACUGUAACUUUAGACAGUCAGUGAACCAUAGCAGAGACCUGACUGAGAUUUCACAUCUAAAUUGUGGAGAGACGUGACUGAGACUUGAUUGAGACGUGACUGAGACUGGAUAGAGACGUGACAGAGACUUGAUUGAGACGUGACUGAGACUUGAUUGAGACGUGACUGUGAUCAGACUGACAACACUCUAUUCACUCGCUGCCAUGAGGGAGACGACUCGUCAGCCAAUAGGAAGGCGUCUGCUCUGUGAUUGUACACAUGAUGACUCACUGUCUAGCUAUCUUCUCAUUAGUCUAUUGUUUACUGCCAUGCAUAAAUAAAUAAACAAACGUCUUAGCUUUUCAUCA